Molecule: messenger RNA, 2333 nt
Organism: Choloepus didactylus (southern two-toed sloth)
Lineage: Eukaryota; Metazoa; Chordata; Mammalia; Pilosa; Megalonychidae
Gene: MINDY3
Product: MINDY lysine 48 deubiquitinase 3
Exons: 15
Coding region: 188-1525 (445 amino acids)
Biological process (GO): protein K48-linked deubiquitination
Molecular function (GO): cysteine-type deubiquitinase activity; K48-linked deubiquitinase activity
Source: RefSeq, a predicted model, not a curated record
GCGGGGGCUGUCGCCGCCGCUCCUCCGGGCUUGACAGCGCGGGUUCUGGUGCUGCGCUUUCCUCCUCCCGCUGCUGCCUUUCCUUCAGGCUCGUCUGCCCGGCCGCGCUCCGGCCUCCCGCGCCGCUCCUUCCCCAUGUCCGCGGCAGGAGCCCUGAAAGCGCAGACCCGCUCGCCGCCGCUCCGCCAUGUCCGAGCUGACUCGCGAGUUGCUGGAGCUGGUGUGGGGCGUCCGGAGCAGCCCCGGCCUCUCGGACACCAUCUUCUGUCGCUGGACGCAAGGGUUUGUGUUUAGCGAAUCAGAGGCAUCUGCAUUAGAACAGUUUGAAGGUGGCCCCUGUGCUGUUAUUGCACCUGUGCAGGCAUUUCUUUUGAAGAAGCUCCUGUUUUCUGCUGAGAAGUCUUCUUGGAGGGAUUGCCCAGAGGAAGAGCAGAAGGAGCUCCUUUGUCAUACCUUGUGUGAUAUUUUAGAGAAUGCUUGUUGUGACGACUCUGGGCCCUACUGCUUGGUGUCAUGGAUAAGAGGAAAGACUACCCAGGAAAUGGAUCGUAAUUCGGGAGGUCCCGCAGAGUCCAGUUGCCAAGUGGACCAUUCUUCUGCCUUGGCUGUCGAAGAGCUUGGCUUUGAGCGAUUUCAUGCAUUAAUUCAAAAAAGAUCAUUUGGAAGUUUAUCAGAAUUAAAAGAUGCUGUCUUGGACCAGUAUUCAAUGUGGGGAAACAAAUUUGGAGUAUUGCUUUUUCUAUAUUCUGUAUUACUGACAAAGGGUAUUGAAAACAUAAAAAAUGAAAUUGAAGAUGCAAGUGAACCUUUGAUAGAUCCUGUAUAUGGACAUGGCAGCCAAAGUUUAAUUAACCUCCUGCUGACGGGACAUGCCGUGUCUAAUGUGUGGGACGGUGACAGAGAGUGCUCAGGGAUGCAACUUCUUGGUGUACAUGAACAAGCAGCCGUGGGGUUUCUAACACUAAUGGAAGCUUUAAGAUACUGUAAGGUUGGUUCUUACUUGAAAUCUCCAAAAUUCCCUAUUUGGAUUGUCGGCAGUGAAACUCACCUCACCGUAUUUUUUGCCAAGGAUAUGGCUUUAGUUGCUCCCGAGGCUCCUUCAGAACAAGCCAGGAGAGUUUUCCAAACCUAUGAUCCAGAAGAUAAUGGGUUCAUACCUGAUUCACUUCUAGAAGAUGUGAUGAAAGCUUUGGACCUUGUUUCAGAUCCUGAAUAUAUAAACCUCAUGAAGAAUAAAUUAGAUCCAGAAGGAUUAGGAAUCAUAUUAUUGGGUCCAUUUCUUCAAGAAUUUUUUCCUGAUCAGGGCUCCAGUGGUCCAGAGUCCUUCACCGUCUACCACUACAAUGGACUGAAGCAGUCAAACUACGACGAAAAGGUGAAGUAUGUGGAGGGGACUGCGGUGGUUAUGGGAUUUGAAGACUCCGUGCUGCAGACCGAUGACACGCCCAUUAAGCGCUGUCUCCAGACCAAGUGGCCAUACAUCGAGCUGCUCUGGGCCGCUGACCGCUCUCCCUCGCUGAACUGACUGGCCGGUCACUGACGCAGAUGCUGGCAGAGGAGGCAGGACUGGCAUUGGCUGAAUCAGUCUAUACACUGGUGUCAUUGAUGAGCUGUAAAUACCAAUUUAAAACACUUUUUUAGUGUUUAAGAUAUGCUUAAAUUAUUUGUUUUAAAGUUUAUGUUAAAGAUUAUCCUAUUUGGACCCUUGAUUUGAAAUUCACUACCAGAAAUAAGCUUUAAUCGAAGUUCAUUGCUUUUGAAGUCAGAUAAUCAGUCAUUUAUUUAGCUGAUUGCAAAUGUCAUAACUGUUGUAGCAUUUGUAUAUUGAAUAUCAAGAUUACUGUUUACAAACAUCUACCCUGAGGUUCUGUCUCAUUCAGGCACAUUUUAUUGUUUUAAAUGAUUCCAGCAGUAUAUCAGCCUUUGCAUUGAAAUGCAGAAGAGUGAAUUUUUGUCAUUUCUUUUAUAAAACUGGUUUUCCAUUGGAAAUAUUGAUAAAUUAUUAACCUGGAUCCUCUGACAGUUGGCUUAUUUCUGGCACUUUUUACAAAAAAUAGAAACUAGAGGGGAAGUUACCAUUUAUUCACAGAUCCACAAGGGGAAAAAUUUUUUAAAUUGAUAGGAAGGAGAAUCUGUUUCAUAUCCCAGACACUGUUAACUUUCACUGUAUUGCCAAAUACGCUUUUCCAAAUUUGUCCCAACAGCCCUGUAUGCCAGCUUCCUUGUCUAUUUAUAAAUGCAGUAAAUGCAUGAGAACAUCUGUUAUUACAUUAGAAAUUGCAUUAUUUAUUAUGGUCCUAGUGAUGGCCUAAAUAAACACUUUUUUUCUUUAA